UCGGUAUCUGUCAUUGAUGACGUAGGCGAGUUUUCGUUUGUAACAGUCCUGGAUAGUGGUAGAAUCUGAGUAUACAGGUGCUUGUAUGCUGCCAUAUAAGUUUAAUAAUACUAAUACUACCUAAGUGUGAAUCUGGGGAAGCAGCUAGGAAGAUCAUAUUAUCUGCCUUACAAGGAGAAAAAACGAAAGACCAAAUGAACUUUAAAAAAGCGAGGAUGAACUAGAGAUGAGUAAGAAAACAAUAAUCCUACAAAUAUUAUAAUAACAUGUUUGUAGUGAAGUCGCAGACUUUCUGGUUCACCAGCCGGAAGCAGCCAACGUUGCGUCUCGCGUUCAAAUCUCACACAGUGUCGUACAGCGAGACCUUCACGGACCGUCAGUCAUUCUGAGGGCAGUUCUCCCUUGUGUUCUAGGCUGGUGAUUUUACCGGUUUGUUGCUGAAACAGGUGAUAAACAGAUGAGAUCCUUGGAUCGUACGCUGCGUACGUAGAGUCUGAGUGGAUCGCUUAGUGACAGACAAGGUUAAAAAUGGGUUCACCACGAAGUGACCAAGGCUGGACGAUUGUUUUAUUUGGCAAAACUGGGAAUGGCAAGAGCAGUGUGGGCAACAUCAUCCUCAGCACUUUGGAGACACGGGAAUUUUUUCCGAUUGUAAGCGGGUUGGCCAGCAAAACAAAAACGAUCACAGAGAUUUCCGCAGAAGAUAUUAAGGUCGUCGACAUACCCGACUUCACCAACCUUGAAGUGGGUGGCGAUGACAUCAGACACGAAAUAAGGACUUUGAGCAACAGUCUCACCAACACCCAGUACGCCGUGCUCGUGGCAGUUCGCUGUGAUGUUUGCCACGCAAGAGAGGAAUAUGACAUUUAUAGAGAGUUCAAGACACUUUGGGGAGAAGACAUCUGUAGUCAUCUGAUUGUAGCCUUCACCUUUGGGGACAGACAGGACCAUAAUAAACUAGACAAAGAGCUGAAGACUGUGAACCCCGAGCUGAAAAGCUUGCUAAGCGAUGCCGGAGGUCAGUAUGUGCUUUUCAACGACAUGAGCGACACAGAGGACAAGAAAAAUCAAAGAGAUAAGCUUUGGGAAAAAAUUAAAGACCUCCCCCGACAAAGGCAAGGCAGGGUUAUUCGAACACAGCCUGCUGGUGGUGUGAGGACAACUGAACAACAGGUAGACUCAGACAACACUUAAAAAUGGUGGUGGUGGUUGUGUUGUUGACACUCCUGUUAAUAAAUAGUGAAGAAAUAUAAUCAAGUUUUCUAUGUCUAGUUAGGUUACCUGUUAAUACAGAAUGUGUUGUAAUGUUUCUACGGUAAAAAAACCUGAAUAUGGUAAUUUGUUCUUUAAAAAUGGCAAGAGUACACAUGAGUGAAACCAAAUUAAUUAGGAGUAUUAUUUUUUUUCAAAAUUUUUAUCUCCGGAUGUAAUUAGAGUUCCAUUUAGGGUUUACGGAAAAUUGAGAAUCUCGUUAGACUGAUGAAUCAGGUGAAGGGAAACAGAUAGAAAGGAAAUUAUGACAUGUGUGACAUUGUUCAUCAUCGCAUUCUGUCUUCAUGUCAAUUGCUAUUUAUUUUCCAUACGGAUGUGAAUAUCCGUCUCCUACACACCUCCGAGUUCUACCCCACAGAUCUUCCAUCCGAGUGGAACUGAGGGCCAACGUUCGCAAGUCUUAGCACGAAACAUCAAACCAGUGACGUCACACAUGUCCUUGAAUAUAAAUGUCUUAAUUAGCAUAUGGUCCUAUCUGUCCUAUCUGCUGUAACUAUAGCAACACCAAUAUUUUCAUUAAUGUUUCAUAAACAUUUUCGCUGAUAGGCAUUGGAUGUAUACACAAGCUAAGCAGAAUGUAGACUCAUCGCCAUAAAUAUCAUGUCUUCUGUCAAUCUUUUAAAGCUCUAUGUGUGUGAUGAUGUCUACAUGCUUGUGUCUCCGUAAUGGAGGCAAUGUUAUUCACUCAAACAGCUUAAUACAUGUACCUUGUAGCGAGCUCAACCCAGUCAUUUACAAUAGUUAGCACUCCACUAACCCUUUAAAUUGGAAAUGGGAUGAUAUAUUUUUAUAAACAAAUAGAGACAGAAGGAACAUUAUAGCCUUACAGUUUUAAUAGCUUUUUUCUCUUUUUUUUUGUUGCUUUAUGUUGCCAGUGAAACAUUUUGCAUGUUAAGAGAUUUGCUUUCUUUUAUGGUUUCCUGAUUUUUUUCAAUUUUCUAGAAAAGAUGAAGCUUCCAUUAAUAGAAAAUAAAACAGCAAUUCUUUGUAGUAACUUUAGCAAACCUGAAUAUAAUUGAGCUGUAUAGUUUUAUCGCCAUUUAUAUGAAAGAUGUGAUUCUGCGAAGGGUUCUUCGGUUGAUGUGCAAAUCUUUCAGUAAUUAAUUGGCGUUGUAAGACAUCGUUCUCGAAAGAAAAUUGUGUGAAUAAAUCUACUGUAUUCAA
This is a messenger RNA of Pomacea canaliculata, 2436 nucleotides long. Its product is annotated as immune-associated nucleotide-binding protein 5-like. The transcript is spliced from 4 exons. The record is from RefSeq and is a predicted model, not a curated record. Gene Ontology annotation, molecular function: GTP binding. NCBI's taxonomy places the organism in Eukaryota, Metazoa, Mollusca, Gastropoda, Architaenioglossa, Ampullariidae. The coding region runs from base 529 to 1194 and encodes 221 amino acids.